Molecule: messenger RNA, 474 nt
Organism: Beta vulgaris subsp. vulgaris (sugar beet)
Lineage: Eukaryota; Viridiplantae; Streptophyta; Magnoliopsida; Caryophyllales; Amaranthaceae
Exons: 2
Coding region: 1-474 (157 amino acids)
Source: RefSeq, a predicted model, not a curated record
AUGAACUAUGAUUCAAGUUCUUCUAGUUCAGGUUCUGAGUUUUUUAAUUACAUGGUUCAAGAUUACAUAGAAUGGAGUCAAUCCGUUGAUGCUGAGCAACAAAAUGAAGAAGAAAUUGUACCCCGCACUAGAAAUUUUGUGCGUAGGGAACGUGAGGAAGCUCAUGAAAGAUUGUUUCAUGAUUAUUUCAGCAACGAACCUCUAUACCCCGAAAAAUUUUUCGUCGUAGUUUUGUAUGCAUGGCAUGUUUUCCUUCGUAUUGUCGAAGAUGCUACUGGAAGGAUGGGUGCAUCUAAACUACAAAAAUGCACAGCGGCUAUCAGGAUGUUGGCAUAUGGUUCAUCAUCUGAUGCUGUUGACGAGUACCUGAAAAUUGCUUCAAGUACCAGAGAAUGCCUUCUUCAUUUUGUCGAAGCGGUUGUUGCUAGAUUUGGAGAUGAAUACUUGAGGAAGGCAAAUGCAAAUGACAUUUAA